AUGCUGUCGUCUUCCGUCUCUUUCUUGAAUAUUUCUAACUGUCACUCUCUCUUGAGAAUUGAAAUCUUUUUUUUUUUUUUCCAGGGGCGCAUGCAUGUUCUCUUUUCAAUUGUAUUUCAUAUUUCUGUUUUCAUAAAAUCCUCACGACUGUCUUCAUCGGUUUGUUAUCUUGCUUCGUAUUAUCCGCUUAAUUCUCAUUUGAUUUCUUUCUUUCUUUUUCUUUCUUUCUUUCUUUCUUUCUUUCUUUUUCUUUCUUUCUUUCUUUCUUUAUUUAUUUCUUUUUCUUUCUUCCCCUCGUUUAUUAUUUCAUCAUCACCAUCAUCAUCAUCACCAUCAUCAUCACCACCAUCAUCAUCAGCAGCAGCAGCUUCAUCACCACCAUCAUCAUCAUCUAUCUAUCUAUCCUAUGACCACAAAUCUGGAUUUCAUCCAUUUUCAUUUACUGAAUCCUACCAAAGCAAAUACACAAGUCUUCCCUUCUACAACGCCGCCUCCAUAAUCCAAUAUUUUGCCGCCAUCGAAAAUCAAGUCAUUUUUCCUCGUGAAACGAAACUCACAGCAGUUUCGUCAGAUUCCUUCAUUUUGAUCAUCAAAUCCCCCCCUUUCUCUUUUAGUCUUCUUUUGUGUCUCAUUCAAUUGUUCCUGUCUUCUGAAAUACCUUUCCAACCCAAUGCCAUGCAAAUUGGAUUCCAAGGAAAUAGCGUUUACAAGACUGACCGUAUUUGUAUGUGGCUUGGUGCGUUACAUUUUUAG
Molecule: messenger RNA, 753 nt
Organism: Acanthosepion pharaonis
Lineage: Eukaryota; Metazoa; Mollusca; Cephalopoda; Sepiida; Sepiidae
Source: the annotation of a GenBank genome assembly